ACCACUCUGGGCUCCUCCUGCACGCCCAUCCUCACCACCGCAUGCCUCUUCCACACACCACUACCACCAAGCACCAGCAUGAGGCACAUAAGGAAGUUGCCAAGGAGGGCAACGGUGCAGUGGGCGCAGCAGCAGUGAGGGGGGGGAAGCACGGCAGCGCAUGUGGCAGGGAGCUGGCGGCGUGGGUGGUGGAGCAGUUCGUGCUCGGCACAUGCGGCACCCGCCCUGCUGCCAUACCUCCCCUCCCCGGCGCCCCAGCCCUCGCCAGCACCACCCCCAGGACAUUCCCCCCGACGCUCCCCCAGGAGUGGGGGGAGGGGAGGGCGCAGGGGGCAGUCCGCGGAGAAGAGCUGCCUCCUGGCAGCGGCGGUGGCAGCGGGGCAGGGCGGGCACCAGGGGCCGGGGGAGCAGCCGUGCCUGCUGGGAGGGGGGCGGGGGAGGCAGAGAGCAGUGACUGGGGCACAGGCAGCGAGGGAGGGGGGAGGAGGCGCGGGCAAGCAGUGGGUGCUCACUGCCAUGACGCCCCCCAUAAGGUGCCCACUGCCAUGGACGCCCCCCAUAAGGAGAGGGAAACGGCUGGGUGGCCAGUGCUGGAUGCGUGUGCUGCACGCACCAGCGCGCUGCCCCUGGCUGCUGCGGCAGCGCUGCCAACCCACUGCGCGCGCCUUCUCCCCUGCGCUGCCUCUCCCGCCCUCUUCAUGCUCGCCGGACAAGGCCGCCCAGAGGACACGGUGGCAUCGUCGUCGGUGGCGGUGGGGCGGCUGGUGCUGCCCUCGCCUCGUGGCGCGCUGCCAGGCCAUUCUGCACCGCUUACCGCCGACUCCCUGCAAGCAGGUGGGGCUCAGCAGCCAUGCCGGCAGUGCGGCUGUGCGGAGAUGCUGCUGCUGCUGCAGGAGCUGGUGCGCCUCGUGCUGCACCCCCUCGUCGCUGCUGCAGUGGACGUGCCCAUCGCGCCCAAGGCCAGUGCAGAGGCGCACGUCACGGCGCAGGCAGCAGCAGCGGGGGACACGCUCACCAGGGGUGAGCUGGAGCGGGCCGUGGGAGCGGGACAGCGCAGCGCGGCGGUUUGA
Molecule: messenger RNA, 1070 nt
Organism: Closterium sp. Naga37s-1
Lineage: Eukaryota; Viridiplantae; Streptophyta; Zygnematophyceae; Desmidiales; Closteriaceae
Source: the annotation of a GenBank genome assembly